This is a messenger RNA of Capsicum annuum, 4693 nucleotides long. RefSeq names its product probable serine/threonine-protein kinase SIS8. Gene Ontology annotation, biological process: protein phosphorylation. The coding region runs from base 1333 to 4398 and encodes 1021 amino acids. The record is from RefSeq and is a predicted model, not a curated record. NCBI's taxonomy places the organism in Eukaryota, Viridiplantae, Streptophyta, Magnoliopsida, Solanales, Solanaceae. The transcript is spliced from 14 exons. Gene Ontology annotation, molecular function: protein kinase activity; ATP binding.
AACCACUUAUUGCCACUCUCAUAGUUGCAAACUUCUAGUACUUUGUUGGGACCAAAAACAGCCAGUGGCCAUUCACCAUUGAGUACUGUGUGUAAAGUGAAAAGAAAGAUCCAAAGCAGUCAACUUGGGCGGUGUUUUCCCCCAGCAAAAUAGUAUUUUCAAUGGAAAGAGUUUGUUGAUAUAUGUAUGACAUAUACGUGUGAAAUUAGUUGGAGUGCGAGUAAACUAAAUUGCUUAAACAUAUAACAUAACAAUUACUAUAACAUAGAAAAAAGGCUACUGUUUUUGAAGAUUUGUACUAGUACAAAGGAUACCCUUUUCUCUGUUUACUGAGACCAUGGAAAUUCCUGGGAAUAUUGGUUGGUGUAGUGAUACUAGUACCAUAGAAAAAACCAAGUGGGUCAUCUUUGAUUAUUGAGAUCCUACUAUCCCACUCCCACUUGCUCACCCUUUCCCAAACUGACCAGUGAAUCCACUUUUCACUUUAAUUGACGCAUUUAUUUCUACUACUACAACAAUUAUAGUCUUUCUUCUUUUUUGUCCAUUUUCUACAUCUUCAUUGCAUGUUUGGUACACUUCUCUUGGUUCUCUCUAGUUGUUUAUGGGAUAAAGGAACUAAUUUUUUGCAAGAUUGUAGGUUGGUGUUGUGUGUGCAGAGGAUUUUUAGGCUGAGUUCUUGGCUUUGUCUUCAAGAUUUGUGUAUUUGUUCAGCUCAUUGCAUUUUGGUACCCUUUUCUUGGUUUGCUCUUGUUGUUUGGGUGUUAAAGGAACUAUCUUUUUCAAGAUUGUAGAUUGAUCUUGUGUUUGCUGAGUUCUAUUAGGCUAGAUUCUUGAAUUAUCUUCAAGAUUGAGCCUUUGUGCUGCUCAUUGCAUUAUGGUACCCUUUUCUUGUUUUACUCUAGCUGUUUAGGUGAUGAGGGAGCAAUCUUUUUCAAGAUUGUAGAUUGGUUUUGUGUUUGCUGAGUACUUUUAGGCUGAGUUCUUGAAUUUUGUCUUCAAGAUUUGAGUCUUUUUGCUGCCAGGAGGGAAGUGACAACUGGGGUUUGUUGGAAGAGCUUAAACUCUGCAGUUCUUGUUAUUACUGGUCAUGAGACAAGUGAUCUGUAACUGUGAUUCGUGAUUGGAGUGCGACAAAGGAGUGUAUUGAAGAAUGAAACUGUCCAAUAUAGGUGGUUACUGACAGGGGCGGUCUCCCUAUAUGGACUUGGGUAAUCGUCCCCUCGCAAGCUAGCUUUGGGGUUGAGUUAGGCUCGAGAUCCAUUUCCGUGCUGAGAGGUUUUAUGGCCAGCUGUUUUGUUUCUUUAGUACUAUUGGGGUUUAGUGAAUACAACAAUGAAAAAUUUUCUCAAGAAACUUCAUAUUGGGACCAAUCAAUCGGAGGAUUCAGAAGGGUCAACAUCAUCCUCAAGGAGCAAGCGAUUGAGUGAUGUUCCAUCCCCUGAAAAGAACUCAAACUCCAGAAUUUCAGGAUGGUUAAAUUCAGUUACAAAUAGGCAUAGUCCUAGUCCCCCGUCUUCCUCAAAUGUGAGUAGAGGGAAUAGAAUGGAACAUUCUGAGUCUGUGAGUAUUGGUGGCACGGAUGCUGUUUUAGAUGCUGUACAGCGUGAUUCGGAGUCUAGCAACUCGAGGGAUCCUGGUGUAGAGGAAGAGUAUCAAAUUCAGUUGGCUCUUGAGUUGAGUGCUAAGGAAGACCCUGAGGCAGUUCAAAUUGAGGCUGUUAAGCAGAUCAGUUUAGGCUCUUCUGCUCCUGAGGAUGCUCCAGCAGAAGUUGUAGCAUAUCGAUAUUGGAAUUACAAUGCUCUAAGCUAUGAUGACAAGAUCCUGGAUGGAUUUUAUGAUCUGUAUGGUGUCCUCAUGGAGUCCAAUUCCUCGAAAAUGCCCUCUCUCAUUGAUCUGCAAAGAACGGAAGUAUCAAAUCAUAUCAGUUGGGAAGCCAUCCUUGUCAGUAAAGCUGCAGACUCCAAGUUGUUGAAACUUGAACAGAGAGCUCUUGAGAUUGCUGUUGAGGAGAGGUCAAAGCUCAUGGAUUUUUCAGCCAGCAGUCUGGUACAUAAACUUGCUGUGCUAGUUUCUGACCACAUGGGGGGCCCAGUUGUGGAUCCGGAAAGCAUGUUGCUUGCAUGGAGAAGUCUUAUUUAUAAUCUAAAAGCAACUCUCGGGAGUAUGGUUUUGCCUCUUGGUUCUUUGACCAUUGGUUUGGCUCGUCAUCGUGCAUUGCUAUUCAAGGUUUUAGCUGAUAGUGUGGGGAUCCCUUGCCGAUUAGUAAAAGGAAAGCAGUAUACAGGUUCAGAUGAUGUUGCAAUGAACUAUGUAAAGAUCGAUGGAAGGGAGUAUAUUGUCGAUUUGAUGGCAGCCCCUGGCACACUUAUUCCAUCCGACACAUCUGGAGUGCAUGGAGACUAUGAAGAAUCUAUUCUCUCUGUCAGUCCAUCUUCCAAAGAUGUUGAUUCUCAUCCGGGUUCUUUUAGUAGUGGGAUUGUUUCUUCGUUGGAAGACCAUUCAGACUAUGGAACUGCAGACAAGAGAUCCAGGUUUGCAGCAGGGACUAUUACAGGAAACGAGUCUCCCUUUUCUAGUAAUUCAGAACAGCAGGUAAAAGCGGAGAAAGAAUGUUAUAAUACCUUCCAUGAUUUGACAAAGGCUCUCAGUUCGAAGGAGCAAGGACAGGAAACUUCUUCAAGAGCUGGGCAUGCAAGAUCUGCUUUUACACAUGCAAGAUCUCCUUCCUGGACAGAAGGUGUUAGCUCCCCAGCUGUACGCAGAAUGAAAGUAAAAGAUGCUUCACAAUACAUGAUUGAUGCUGCCAAAGAAAAUCCACAGCUGGCUCAGAAACUUCACAAUGUUUUACUUGAGAGUGGAGUUGUAGCACCCCCAAACCUUUUCGCUGAGAUCUAUCCGGAACAAAUGUCUCAUGUUGAGGGAAAAUCCAGGUCAGGGGAAAGAGAUGAGUUCCACAAAAUCAAGGCUCAAUCUGAUAUGAAUCGAGCUCGCUUCUUACCUCCUCUGCCUUCUCACGGUCCAUACGCUAAGGGCAAUGCACGUGGAUCAUUGGAAUCUCAGCCAGAUGUGAGAGAAGUUAGUGAACAGCAAGUUUCUGGAAAGUCUGAAGUAUCUUCACCGAAACAUAUGAAAAAAAUGCCUGUUGCUGCUGCUGCAGCAGCAGCGGCAGCUGCUGUUGCCUCUUCGAUGGUUGUCGCUGCAGCCAAGACUAAAUCUAAUGCAGACCUCCCUGUAGCUGCUGCUGCAACAGCCACAGCUGCAGCUACAGCCACAGCUGCAGUAGUGGUAGCAACAACUGGAGCCGUCAAUAAGCAAUAUGAGGCACAAGGAGACUGUGAAAGAGUUGAUGGAGAUGCAGAUACUGCUGUUUAUGAGCAACAGGGAAGUGGCCAUCAAGAGCAUGAGGCAGCAGGAGCAAAUUCAGAAGGUGAAAGAAUAUCAGAUAGGUCAACCGGUAAUGAUAGUGCGAAAUCGGAUGUGACACUUGAUGAUGUAGCAGAUUGUGAGAUUCCAUGGGAAGACAUCGCUUUGGGUGAGCGUAUCGGACUUGGAUCUUAUGGAGAGGUUUAUCGUGGAGAGUGGCAUGGAACUGAAGUUGCUGUAAAGAAGUUCCUGGAUCAAGAUAUAACUGGCGAAUCCCUUGAAGAGUUUAGAAGUGAGGUGCGGAUCAUGAGAAGGCUCAGGCAUCCAAAUGUUGUUCUAUUCAUGGGAGCUGUUACUCGUUCUCCACAUCUUUCAAUUGUUACUGAGUUUCUUCAUAGAGGUAGUUUGUACAGAUUACUCCAUCGACCCAACAAUCAGUUAGAUGAGCGCAGAAGAUUGAGGAUGGCUCUUGAUGCUGCUCGAGGGAUGAACUAUCUACAUAACUGCACUCCAAUAAUAGUUCAUCGAGAUUUGAAGUCUCCAAAUCUCCUAGUAGAUAAGAAUUGGGUUGUGAAGGUAUGUGAUUUUGGACUAUCAAGAAUGAAGCACAGUACAUUUCUUUCUUCCAGGUCCACUGCUGGGACGGCAGAGUGGAUGGCCCCAGAAGUGCUGAGAAAUGAACCUUCAAAUGAGAAAUGUGAUGUAUAUAGCUUCGGUGUCAUACUAUGGGAGCUCUGUACUUUACAGCAACCAUGGGGAGGAAUGAACCCGAUGCAAGUCGUUGGUGCUGUAGGAUUUCAGCAUCGCCGUCUUGACAUACCAGAGGACAUGGAUCCGGCUAUUGCAGACAUUAUCAGGAAAUGCUGGCAAACAGAUCCAAAAUUGCGGCCUUCAUUUGCUGAGAUAAUGGCUGCUUUGAAACCACUACAAAAGCCUAUUACUAGUUCACACGCACCAAAACCACCGGCUGGUAGAGGUCCGGUAAAGGGCCAGCCAUCACGCAACUUAGAGGAUCCAACUGCGGAGCAGGGUUAGUAGUGGAGAACGUAAAUAGACAAGUAUUUUUCAUUGGAAAAACAGAUCCAAGUUUGAGCACUAGAAGCUAAUGGAAGACAUCAAAAGAACCUUACAAAUCACAUGUACAUCAUAUUUAAGCCAAUUGUAAUUCGUUUGUUUCACCCUUUUAGUAAUUUUGGCAGUGUUUCCUCCGGUCCUCAGAAUUGUCUAUCAGCUCUUGUGUAUUCAUGUUGAUUCUCUCUUUUGUAAUUUGAAAAAAGGAAAAAGAAAAAAGAAAGUGUUGCUUAAAAGAAGCUCCAUCACUUUUCUUCAA